This is a messenger RNA of Ochotona curzoniae (black-lipped pika), 1092 nucleotides long. It is a transcript of the gene PEX11G, whose product is annotated as peroxisomal biogenesis factor 11 gamma. Gene Ontology annotation, cellular component: peroxisomal membrane. The record is from RefSeq and is a predicted model, not a curated record. Gene Ontology annotation, biological process: peroxisome fission. NCBI's taxonomy places the organism in Eukaryota, Metazoa, Chordata, Mammalia, Lagomorpha, Ochotonidae. The coding region runs from base 157 to 879 and encodes 240 amino acids. The transcript has 5 exons.
AGUUUACCCAGGGAGGCCUUCCUGGGCGCGGCGGGUGGACGGACGGACGGACGGACCCGAGGCCAGCUCGUGCCAUGGAGAGUUGGGGUGCAGGGACAAAGGGCGGGCGCCGCGCCUGCGCACAGAGAGGCGCGGUGCCAUCAAGGAGGAGUUACCAUGGCGGCGCUGAGCGAGGUGGCUGCGGCGCUGGAGUCCUACAGGGGCCGGGACCGCCUGAUCCGGACGUUGGGAUACUGCUGCCAGCUGCUUGGCGGUGUCCUGCUGGAAUGCCGUCCCGCCGAGUCGCGGGCGGGGACGCGCCUGCUGGCAGCGUCUGCGCAGCUCAGCCACUGCAGGACCGUCCUGCGGCUGUUCGAUGACCUGGCCAUGUUUGUCUACACUAAGCAGUACGGCUUGGGGGCAGAGGAGGAAGACGCCUUAGUCCGUUGGGCAUCCGUCCUGGGCAACAUGGCUGACCAGCUCUACUAUCCCUGUGAGCACCUGGCCUGGGCUGCCGAUGCCAAGGUCCUGCACGUGGACUCGGCCCGCUGGUGGGCUGUCAGCACCGCCCUCUGGGGUGUCUCCCUUCUCUUGGGGAUCGCCAGGGCUCUGCGGAUGGUGCAGAAACUGAGACGCAAGCUUCAGACCCCCACGGCCUUCACCAGCCGGCUGCCCCGGAGCAAGCGGCGGGCCCUCGAGGCGCAGGUGUGGUCCGAAACGCUCACGGUCCUCAGCAACUUGGCUGACCUGGCCAACGCCGUGCACUGGCUGCCCCCGGGCAUCCUGUGGGCUGGCCGUUUCCCCCCGUGGCUCGUGGGCCUCCUGGGCACCAUCUCCUCCCUGCUCAGCAUCUACCAGGCGACCCGGGCCAGGGAACAAGUCGAUACCGCCAGUCCCUGAUGGCGAAUGAGGAGCGGGGCGGGGAUGAAGAGGGUCUAAUGGCGGGCUCCUUCCCACUCAGGGGCAGGUCUCCCGGCUCCUGGGGGGCAGGCCACCCAGGCUGCCGGCCGCCCUUCUGUACCCAGGAAUGGCAGUGUUUAGGGGACUGGGGGUGCAGGCCCCAAGUGGGGCUUUGGGAAAAGCCGAAAUGGACCUCAAUUAUAAAUAUUUUGG